This is a messenger RNA of Zingiber officinale, 3380 nucleotides long. RefSeq names its product splicing factor-like protein 1. The record is from RefSeq and is a predicted model, not a curated record. NCBI's taxonomy places the organism in Eukaryota, Viridiplantae, Streptophyta, Magnoliopsida, Zingiberales, Zingiberaceae. Gene Ontology annotation, cellular component: nucleus. Gene Ontology annotation, molecular function: mRNA binding. Bases 305 to 2872 code for a protein of 855 amino acids. The transcript has 2 exons. Gene Ontology annotation, biological process: regulation of mRNA splicing, via spliceosome.
ACUGUGGCCCGUGCCGUUGAUUUCGAGCGCUUGACGGCGAGCUGCGUGGAGCUCUAGAUCGAUUCUACAAUCAGUUCUUCUUUUCUGAUAAAAUCUAGUUAGUUGGAAUCGGCAAGCAACAAUUUUUUUAUGAGACUAUCAUGAUUACUUGAAUGUGUGGUGUAUCUGCCUGUGUCCUGAUUGUUAAUUUUCUGUUUAUGCUAAAUGGAAUCAAGUUUUUGUCUCAGUAGUUAAUUAGUUAUUCUUGGUGGUGCUCAUUUGCUAAGAAAACAAUUUGGAACUUCCGGUACCCUGCACAAAGUAUAUGGGAAAACAUAGUGAAUAUAAUGAAGAGAAUGUGAGCUGUGAACAGGAGAAUGAUAGCGAGAUCGAAGAAGUUCCUUCUGAGGAGGAAUAUAUUGAAGUGAGUGAUGAACAAAACCUUGAUGAAGAGUCCAGUGAAGGAGAGGAACCCUGUGAAGAACUUAUUGAAGAAGAUCCUGAUGAAGAACUCAUUGAAGACGAUCCAGAUGAAGAACUUAUUGAAGAAGAUCCUGAUCAAGAACCUUACAAGAAGGAACUUUGUGAGGAGCAAGGUGAAGAACUAUAUGAAAGUGAACCAGAAGAAGAAGAGGAGAUUGAUGAUGAACGUAUUGAGGUACAUGGUGAAUAUGUUCAAGAAGGAUUUGAACCUCAGACAUCUUUGAAGCAUAAUGAUGAAAAGCAUAAGUUGAGCUCUGGACCUUCCUGUUUAGAUAAGAAGAGAAGAUCAGCUGGUAAAUCCCAAGGGUAUGAGGAAAACAGGCAAAAACAUAAUGAGGACUCACACACUUAUUCCACCAGUAUGGAAGAAAAAGAGAACACUCAAAGGUUUGGUAAUAAAAGACGCAGCAAAUGGGAUAAAGACCCUGAAACUUACAGAGUGGAAUGCAGUACUAAUCCAGAUACUACAACUAAAAAGCGAAGGACAAGAUGGUCUACUGAGGAUUCCCAAUCAAAAUUGUUAGACCCUUCAAACCUUCCAGAUUUUGUCAAAAAUAUCGUAGGUGGUACUUCUGCUGAUCCAGUACUUGAGAAAUUGAACUCUGAGCUCAUUCAAAUUAACCAAAAAUUGAAUGAUAUUGUAUCAGUUGACAACCAAGCUUCUCUGAAUGAUCCAAUCAAGGCCAAGCUUGAAAAGAAGCUCAUAAAGAGGCGGCAAGAGAUCAUGUUACGGCUGAUUCAGGGGAAUGCUGCUUUCUAUUUCCGUCCUAAAAAGCUUUUCAGGAAGCUCUACAUACCAGUAGAGGAAUACCCUGACUACAAUUUUGUUGGUCUUAUACUUGGUCCAAGGGGGAACACACAGAAAAAAAUGGAGAUGGAAACAGGGGCUAAGAUUUUGUUGCGAGGUAAAGGUUCUACCAUGAAAAAUAAGCACACUGUAAAAAACUUGGAGGAUGAUGAUUUACAUGUCUACAUAGAGGCAGAGACCCCGGAGUCACUGAAUGCUGCAGCCAAGAUGGUAGAAAAACUGCUAGUUCCUAUGGAAGAAACAAUGAAUGAACACAAGAAAUUUCAGCUGAGGGAGCUUGCGGCAUUGAAUGGAACACUUAGACAAGAUGAAUAUAGUUGUAAAACACAAAAUCCAUGUGAUAUCUGUGGAAACACAAUGCAUCCUACCACAUCUUGUCCUUUGACUGCUUCAAAUCCUGGAGUCAUCAAAAGUAACGAUUUCCUCGCUUAUGUGGGUAGUUUUGGAGCUUCCCCAUUUAUCCAUCCCCAAGUUCCUAGUUACAGUCCUACCUUGGUCGGCAAUCAACAAUCUGAAGCUUUGGCAUCUUCAAACAUAAAGUGUUUAAACGAGAUGAAUGUGACUAAUUUAUAUGUAGCCCAUCUUCCACAUUUCGUGAAUGAUGAAAAACUAAAAGAACUUUUUUCACCAUUUGGAUGCAUCUCCAAGGCAGUAGUGAUCAAGGAAAAGACCACCGGUUUAAGCAAAGGAUAUGGUUUUGUCCACUACACUGAUCCUGCCUGUUCUGCAGCAGCGGUCACUCAUAUGAAUGGGUACAGUAUAGCUGGAAAGAUUCUUUUAGUUAAAGUUGCAGAUCAUCUAUUGUCUAAUACCAAUACUAAUAUUAUAACACAACAAUCAAAUUUUGGCAAUCUACCAAGCCAUCCAACUGCAACAAUUGCUCAGGGAGUACCUGAUGUUAUGAGCUGGCCAGGUCCUCCAGGAUCUAUUCUACCUGAAACUCAUGUAACUUUUCCUUCAAAAAACAGUUUGGCAGCUGAUUCUUCAAGCUAUCCAGCUUUCGUUUCUCAAGGUGAGCAAUGUGCUAUGAGUUGGCCAGGUCCUCCAGGAUCUAUGCUUCCUGAAGCUUAUGCAUCUUUUCCUCCAAAAAACAGUUUUGCAGUUGAUUCUUCAAGCUAUCCAACUUCUUCCAUUUCUCAAGGUGAACAAGGUGCUAUUAGUUGGCCAGGUCCUCCAGGAUCUAUGCUUUCCCAAGCUCCUGAAUCUUUUCCUCUAAAAAAAAGUUUUAUGACAGCAGAUUUUUCAAUCUAUCCUACUUCUGCCAUCUCUCAAGGUGAACAUGGUGCUAUGAAUUGGACAGGUUCUCCAGGGUCUAUGUUCCCCAAAGCUCAUGCAUCUUUUCCUCCUAAAAGCAACUUUACAUCAACUGCAGAUUUACUAAGCAAUCGAACUUCAACUUCUGCCAUUUAUCAGCUGGACCCACCUGGUGGUAGGAAUUGGCCUGGCCCUCCAGGAUCUCUGCUUCCUGAAGCUCAUGCAUCUUUUCCUCCAAAACAAAACUUUACGUCACACACCAAUUGGCCAAGCUAUCCAACUGCAGGUUCUCAGGGAGAAUCUAGUGUUGUAAACUGGCCAGGUCCUCCAGGAUCUAUGCUUCCCUAAGUUCAUGCAUCCUUUCCUCUGAAAAGCAACUUUACAUCAGAUGCUGAUCGUUAAUCGGGCUUUCUCCAUUGUCUAUCAACGCCUCAUGUCAAAAUGUAUGAACCCAUAUGAAUCCUCCGCAUGCCAUCACAAACACAAGGGAACUCAAGUGGUCCCCUGGUUAUAUGAAGAGCAGAGACUUUCAAGAUCAGUAAUGUGGAUUAAUUUGUUCCGACAAUGUACCCUCUUAGUAUGUACCUAGCCCAUCCAACAUGAGCAACCAUUACCCUGGUAAAAGGUAACAACAAGCUUUUGACUAUGUUGUUCAUUGAGGGUUGAUAAUUGGAUUUCACAUCAUGCUCCUUUGUAAUCCUACUGAUAGAAGGUUUUUGCCCUCGUUAAAAAUAGAUAGUGUCUUUUAUUCUUCAUGAUCUUGGUUACAGCUCUAUUGGACCCUCGUGGUUUACAUCCAUAAUAAAAUUGUGCGCCCUCUGUGAAUUGUCUAAUUUACAUGGCUGUUCAUGUGUAA